This is a messenger RNA of Drosophila innubila, 1434 nucleotides long. Its product is annotated as phenoloxidase-activating factor 2-like. NCBI's taxonomy places the organism in Eukaryota, Metazoa, Arthropoda, Insecta, Diptera, Drosophilidae. Gene Ontology annotation, biological process: proteolysis. The transcript is spliced from 3 exons. Gene Ontology annotation, molecular function: serine-type endopeptidase activity. The record is from RefSeq and is a predicted model, not a curated record. The coding region runs from base 50 to 1147 and encodes 365 amino acids.
AAAAUAAAUAAUAAUCAAGUGAUUAAAACACAACACAACUUGGAUAAAUAUGAUCAAGUUAUUUUGCUCAACGCUUUGCUGGCUUCUGUUUAUAAAUGCAGAUGCACAAAAUUCUUGUCCUCUCGGAAGUAGUUGCGUCCCGCGUUGGAAGUGCAACAUCAACCACGGAGAGGGAAUUCUUAGUGAUCGUUCUGCACUAUCGAACCCUUGUCCACACGAUCUACAAAUGUGCUGUUGGAACAGCUCCAUAAUUGAAGUAAUGAGCCCGGAUGCAAAUCUUAAAUGCGGACUUCGCAAUAUUAAGGAUGGAAAUGGAGGGGACGAGAAAUUGACCAACUUUGCUGAAUUCCCCUGGGUGGUGGCGAUAUUUGUGAGUAAUGAUACAGAUAAGAUGUAUAUCGGAGGAGGAUCUAUAUUGACACCGAAUAUGGUGCUAACAGCUGCCCACAUUGUCUGUUCCCAACAAACUGAAGAUCUGAGUGUCCGUGCUGGGGAAUGGGACACUCGAACGGAGAGCGAACCGUAUUCCCAUCAGGAGCGUGAUGUGGUCGAAAGAAUUUGCCAUGAGCAUUACAAUAAGGUAAACUUCUUCAAUGAUAUUGCAGUGCUCCUCCUAAGAUCUGAACUCAGUCUGAAUCAUCACAUAAUGCCCAUUUGUCUGCCUCGUAAAUACGAGUAUCCAAAUACCGAACGUUGCUUUGUGGCAGGUUGGGGAAAGGAUAAGUUUACGGAUUCUGCAACAAGUAAUGUCCUACGAAAAGUGGAUCUUCCGAUCAUCGAUCAUACGACCUGUGAACGACAACUGUGGAAAACUCAUUUAACAAGAUACUUUCGUCUAAACCAAUCAUUUGUCUGUGCCGGGGGAGAAAAGGAAAAGGAUACGUGCACUGGAGAUGGAGGAUCUGCCCUCUUUUGUCCCCUUGUCGAUCAUCCCGGGCAAUACUAUCAACUAGGCAUUGUCUCCUGGGGUCUUGAUUGUAACUACGAAGGUGUACCCGCGGCUUAUGCAAAUGUCCCCCAUCUUCUUUCCUGGGUCCACACUAUUCUCCAUGCUCUUCACGCUAAAACCGACUAUUAUACACCCAUAUUCAAUAUAGAUUAUUAUAAUCGGGAGGAAGCUUUCAGGAACAAGUUAACUUUAAAUUAAAUCUAAAAUAUACAAUAAAAUAAAGAUUUUUUUUUAUAGUCGUCAGUUCAUUUUAAUGCAUCUCAUUUAUCAAGGUAUACAGCUAAAAUACUUUAGUCUUGGGAGGAGAUGCAUUAAGUAUUAACACCCUCUUUUACCAAUUAUAAUGGAUAACUAAAAGAUACACAUUUUUAACAUUUUAUAUAAUGUAUAUGUCAAAAAAAACUUGAUUAUUUUUCAACAAUUCACAGUUCAUUUAAAGUCGUCCACAAAUAUAUUUUCUGCUUUUUAAAGCAUUCACAAAUACG